Messenger RNA from Mytilinidion resinicola, 1776 nucleotides. RefSeq lists its product as uncharacterized. The coding region runs from base 1 to 1776 and encodes 591 amino acids. Lineage: Eukaryota; Fungi; Ascomycota; Dothideomycetes; Mytilinidiales; Mytilinidiaceae. The transcript has 2 exons. Gene Ontology annotation, biological process: peroxisome inheritance. The record is from RefSeq and is a predicted model, not a curated record. Gene Ontology annotation, cellular component: extrinsic component of intraperoxisomal membrane.
AUGUCGUCCUCGACUGCCCCUUCAACGUCGGGAACUUCGUCAUCGGUGAAUCCGGGGGUCCUCCGCCGUUCCUUCACCGUCCCCGCCAAGGUUACGGAUCGGCCGAAGCCUACUACCUCCAACUCGGAUAGCGAUGCUGGCAUAGAAACGCUAUUCACGCAUACAUUCGCGAAGAUCGUGUCCUUUUCAACUGCUCUGGAUCCCUCUAGGCCGCCCACCGCUAAUGGAAGGCGACCGAGUGUGAAUGUGCAGCUAGAUGCGGACACUCCAGGAUUAGGAUCUAUCCCUUGGGAAUCAGUGACCGAGAGGACUCUUGCAGCUGGCCCUGUACGAAUCUACCGCGUGACCGCAUCCAACGUAUCCUUCCUCAACUCCGGACGACUACUCCAUACCAUAUUUCCGAAAUCCCAAUGCUGGUGCGUGGACGGCGAGUGCAAAUUUGUUCUUAGAGUACGGCAGGAUUCGUACUACCGGAUUGAACUACCUUGUGCUACCGACGAAGACAAGGCGAAGAUAGAGGACUUCAAGACCGUGCUAGCAAAGGUUCUGCAAUAUGAGAAGACCGCCAGUCCUUUCAAGAUAGGUCUCGAAGUCGGAAUUCCUGAGCAGCCUGAGCCGCCAAUUCCUAAACGGCUACGGAGGCCUUCGGAGAAGGCUAAGAAGUGGUUAUUCGACAAGAGCUGGGUUCCGGAAGAUGGUCCGAAGCCUCUUGUAGACGCAUCGGACUCUGCUAUAUCUUCUUCGUAUGAUGACGAUGAUCGAGAGAGCGUACAGACGAUUGAGGAAAAGGAGGAGAGCUCCAAGUCACCGCUACCACGAACAGAGAAUGAUCCUCCCUUAUCGGCCAUGAGGAAUUUGGGGCUCACACCCCCUCCGUCUCUGCGGCAGCGGGCGAAGACCUUCAUGAUUUCCAGGUCGAUCACAGCUCCCCCGCGAUUCGGCUUAGGACAGUCGUCACCGUUGGCAGCGAGGAAAGUAGUAGGGCAUCUAGCAAUCCCAGAGUCAGAGGCUGAACACGCGGAGAAUGUUGAGGAAGCAAUCAGUCGUACUUCAAGUGUCGACUCGUUUUAUUCUUUAGCAAAGACUCAAUCUCGCACACCAACACCCCCAUUCGAGGACGCUACAUCUAUCAUAGAGAGCAACUCAUGGGCUCAGCGUGAGGAGCAAGUAGAACAUAAGCCGCAUUGGCGGAGAGGUCGUCAUCGUCGCCGGAUAUCAGAUCUCACUGUGACGGCUCACUCCAGGACCCGCUCGGAAGAGCGUCUGCCCUCCACGCCUACAGACGGUGGUGAAACCAAGUCUGCGCCAUCGACUCCUCCACUCAUGAGCGAUUCCGACGACAGCUUCGAGCCACCAUUGCCAGAUGUGCCGACACCGCCUGACGCCAUCAGGCUGAAGAAGCUGACGGGCGCCUCACAGCGGCGAGCUUACUCUCCCAUGCCACAUCCGCAGAACCUCUUCAACCCUCCAUCACAUGCCCCUCAGCAGCAGUUCACGGCUGCAUUAGUGCAGAAAACCUGCCAACUUCUCCUCGGGCCGCCAGCACAUCUGGUGGCGCUAAUGCUCCGAAUUGCAGCGCAUAUCUCGAACGGAGCGUUUGGGUUCGGCACGUACCGCGUGCAUCAAGAGACAGAGCGAAUUCCCUGCUCGUGGGAAUCGAGCGACGACGGCGACGAGUGGGCCGAGGAUGACUUCGGCAUCCCACUGGGUCAUCUAGAGCCGUCCGGGCUGAGGAGAAGAGAGCCGUCGUCACAUGGUAGCUGGGAAGUUGACUGA